AAUUUUGUCAAGUAAUUCCACAGAAAUAUUCUCAGCACUUCAAUCAACAAAGCUCAAAAAGACUACUCUUUUCUUCAAAAAAUCAAAUCUCUAUGAUGGGAAGCACUUCGUGUUUCACUACCAUCGCUGUUUUCAAACCUCAAAAUCCUUCUCGACAUUUCUCUAAACUCUCUAACAUUGUCUGUUGUCCCUUGUCUAAAUCCCCAAAUUUGCUCUUCUCUACCUCCACAAGUUCCGAUUCGGGAAUCAGAUUAAAGUCAGCAACAUUGUUGCCAAGGGCGACCCAUUUGCAGGUAUCAGAAGACGCUCCCAUAGAAGAAUCGGAGCCUUCAUCUCCUAAAACAAUUGGCCAACAUGACCUAUUGAUUGUGGGUCCUGGAGUUCUGGGUCGUUUGGUAGCAGAGAAAUGGCGGGAGGAAACUCCAGGUUGCCAGGUUUAUGGGCAGACAAGGACCACCGAUCAUCAUGAUGAAUUGGUUCAAAUGUGUAUCAAUCCGUCUCUGAAAUGGACGGAAUCUACUAACAAGUUUCCUUAUGUUAUUUAUUGUGCUCCACCUUCCCGGACCUCUGACUAUUCUGGAAACAUCAGGCAAGCUGCAUUCAGCUGGAGUGGUGAAGGUUCCUUCCUUUUUACAUCAAGUUCUGCUCCAUAUGAUCGUAACGAUAAUGGACCAUGUGAUGAGGAUACUCCAGCUGUGCCGAUUGGGAGGAGCCCCAGAACAGAUAUUCUUCUAAAUGCUGAAAAUGUGGUGCUGGAGUCUGGUGGUUGCGUUCUAAGACUGGCAGGGCUUUAUAAAGCAGAUAGAGGUGCACACAAUUACUGGUUAGAAAAGGGCAUUGUAGAUAGUCGUCCUGAUCACAUCCUGAAUCUCAUACAUUAUGAGGAUGCUGCUUCCCUUGCAGUUGCAAUCCUGAAGAAAAAAAUUCGAGGAAAGAUUUUCUUGGGUUGUGAUAAUCAUCCUUUAUCUAGGCAAGAAAUGAUGGACCUAAUUAAUAGAAGUGGGAAGUUCAGUAAAAAAUUUGAUAAAUUCACUGGAACUAAUGAUCCUCUUGGUAAGAGAUUGAGCAACUCCAAAACUCGCAAGGAAAUAGGGUGGGAGCCAAAGUACCCUAGCUUUGCUCAUUUCCUUGAGACCAUAUGAAGAACUCUUUUUAAGUUCAUCUUUAACCAGUGUGAAGUGACGCAUCACUUAGAGAAGGGCCGUCAGUUGCUUAUUUCAUGUGAAACAUUGACUCAGACUCAUUUGAUCAUUCAGCAUUUCUUAAUGUCAACGUCACUCCUAGAAAGGUUAUUCUCAUUUCUAAAAUGACGCGCUCGAGCUUCCUUUGGUAUAAGGGAAUUGAAUUCUUAUUCUCUUGAUCCUUGUUGUAAUGUCUUGUUAUUUUUUGUAGUCUUCAAUCAUUCAGUCUUUCUGAGUUUAAGCUCAAUGUAUUAGAUGUAAUCAGGAUAUUCUGGUGUCAUUAUCAGAACAAUGUGUAAGGUCCAUUAGUGCGAUAAGCAAUAUGCUAAAUUAUAUACAUUUGUGA
This is a messenger RNA of Neltuma alba, 1527 nucleotides long. RefSeq lists its product as uncharacterized. The record is from RefSeq and is a predicted model, not a curated record. The transcript has 8 exons. Lineage: Eukaryota; Viridiplantae; Streptophyta; Magnoliopsida; Fabales; Fabaceae. The coding region runs from base 93 to 1142 and encodes 349 amino acids.